Messenger RNA from Nematostella vectensis (starlet sea anemone), 2491 nucleotides. RefSeq names its product N-acetylated-alpha-linked acidic dipeptidase 2. Bases 78 to 2489 code for a protein of 803 amino acids. Gene Ontology annotation, molecular function: carboxypeptidase activity. The record is from RefSeq and is a predicted model, not a curated record. NCBI's taxonomy places the organism in Eukaryota, Metazoa, Cnidaria, Anthozoa, Actiniaria, Edwardsiidae. The transcript is spliced from 17 exons.
AUGUAUUUGCCCGUCAAAUCAUUUCCCUAACAGACAGCUGUCCUCCUGAGACUUAUAGCGAAAUAUGAUAAUAAUACAUGGAAGAUUUACAUACAGAUAUUAGGAGCCCGCUAACGCAAACUUGGAACGGAGGUGUGUGGAGUAGCGCGCAAAUCAGAAUACGCCUUCUAAACCAUACUCGCUACACCUUACUUCCAGGCGAAGAUAUGGCCGACCCGGACGAAACUGUACCGAUGCAGAGCAAAAGUACUGAAGUUGAAGAAGUAGAGUUUAUGCCUGGCGAGAGUUUGGAGACAAAUUCGCCUAAAAAUGAUCGAAUUCGCAUUGCUAUGUCGCUGAUUGCGGUUGUUGUUCUUGUUGGAGUCGCAUUUGCAGUUGGUUAUAUUGUUCGACUAGUUCUGUUCAAGUGCGGGCCGGAAGACGAAGGAAAGACCUUAGACCUGACCGCUAAACUUGUCAAGGAGGCAUUUGACAGCAUAUCCAGCUCCCGUAUUGAGUCGCAAUUAAGAUAUUUCACUAAGAUUCCUCACAUUGCUGGUUCUCAAGAAAGUUAUGAUCAAGCUCUUUACAUGCAGAAAGAGUGGCUUAAAUAUGGUGUAGACUCGGCUGAGCUAAAGAAGUAUAACGUUCUCUUGUCAUACCCUACAAGGCCUGGAUUAGCCAGCAUUUUGAAUACCAAUGGCUCAGAAAUGUUCCGUGCAAGCCAAAGAGAAAAGUCCCUAAACAAAGAUGAAGAGAAGCCAAAUGUACUCCCUCCAUUUCAUGCAUAUUCGCCCUCUGGACAAGUCACGGGAAGGCUUGUGUUUGUAAACUAUGCCAGAGUGGAGGACUUCAAGAUGCUCAAGACGAUGGGGGUACCAGUAGCUGGACAUAUCGCCAUUGCUAAGUAUGGUGCAAUCUUCAGAGGUGAUAAGGUGAAGUUUGCAAGUGAGGCAGGUGCAAUAGGUCUUCUCCUGUACUCUGACCCAGACUCAAGUCCUGAGGGUCCAGGCAAGGUCUAUCCUGACGCCUACUGGCUCCCACCCACAGGAGUACAGCGUGGAAGUGUCUACCUUGAGGAUGGUGAUGCCGUAACUCUCGGCUAUCCCGCUGUUGAUGGUGCUUAUGCCUCACCAACCAAAGAUGCUGGAUUUCCUAAGAUCCCAUCAUACCCAAUUUCAAGUCAAGAUGCAGAACAUUUUUUAAAGCUACUUACCAUCAAGGAAGCCCCUAAGGAAUGGAAAGGUGGACUGCAAAUGACGUACUACACCAUGAUGGACCCAAAUGACGAGAGGAAUGUCAGUCUCGAUGUGGAGAUGAGUCUGGAGACCAAACCAGUCUACGAUGUGGUCGGGAUCAUACGCGGUAGCGUGGAGCCUGAUCGUUUGGUGAUGUUUGGUAACCAUAGAGACGCAUGGGUGUUCGGGGCAGCCGACCCCUCAAGUGGCACGGCAUCUUUGAUGGAACUUGUGCGUGUUUUUGGUGAACUCAAGGCUAACAGGAAUUGGCGUCCGCGCAGAACGAUAGUGUUCCUCAGCUGGGGUGCUGAGGAGCCUGGCGUGCUAGGAUCCACUGAAUGGGCUGAGGAAUUUUCGAAUCUGUUGAGUUACCGCGCAGUAGCUUACCUUAACGUCGAUAUAGCGGUACAAGGUAACUAUUCAUUACGUCUCAAGUCCAGCCCAUUGAUGGAUUAUGCGGUUUUUGAUGUCGCCAAGAAGGUGUACACCCCGUCUGGUGAGAGCGUGUUUAAUGACUGGAAGAGCAAGUUCCCGGACAAGUCCAAUCGAGACUGGCCACAGGUUUUAAAGGUGGGGUCCGGGAGUGACUACGCCGCUCUUUACAACCGUCUGGGGGUACCGUCAUUAGACCUCAGAUAUACCUUUGACACGAACAAAUGGGAUUUUAAGGGCAGUUACCCCAUGUACCACUCGGUACACGACUCGUUUCACUGGAUGAAGACGUUUGUGGAUCGUGACUUCCAGUAUCAUCGCACAAUGACACAGCUUUGGAUGCAGAUCGGCACGGCUCUUGCAGACUCCACCCUCAUACCUUUUAAUUGCAGUCGAUACGCGGAAAAAUUGAGUCAGUACACACGUGAUUUGAAAAGUUCGUAUGGAGCUGUGUUAGCGGGCCAGAAAAUCAGCCUCGAACCUCUAGAUGCUGUCAUUAAAAGCUUCACUGCCUCUGCCAAGUCUUUUCAUGAGCACCUUGAAUCUAUCAACUUAAAGGACCCUCUCGCCGUCAGGAUGGCCAACGACCGCUUGGUCCAGUUCGAGAAGUCGUUUAUCAACCCCGAGGGGUUGCCGGGAAGACCUUAUAAACGACACGUCGUAUUCGCCCCAAGUGCUCACAACCUGUACCUCGGCGUCAGUUUUCCAGGCCUCUUUGACGCGUUGUACGAAGCACAAGACCUGGGUAAAGGAGACUGGGUUCAGGUGAACCGUCAGCUAGAGUUCGUCGUUCAUCACAUUCGUAUGGUCGGCAACCUGAUGAGUAUAAACACAGUGUAAAA